GAGAGAGAAAAAGAAGAAAAUUUGCUAAAAAAAAGAUAGACAAAUGGAGCUUGAGAGUUAUACUCAUGUGGUUCAUGAACACCCGAUGAGUCUGAUCCCAUACUCGGUCAACGAAAGGGGUCACAACUCUUGGUGCUCUGGUUGUUGGAGAUUCAUUUUACCCGGAGAUGCAACUUACGGUUGUAGCCUCAAGUGUGGAUUUCGUAAGUUGUUACACAAAGAAUGCAUGGAAAUGCCGCGAGAGAUUAAGCAUCCUUCACACCCUCUCACACUCCAGGUAGUUCCACGCAAACUUCAUGGAUUAAUAAAAUGUGUAGUUUGUAAACAGGGUGUGUCCGGGUUAAGCUACGGAUGCAGUGAUGGAUUGUGGAUCCACAUGCCAUGUGCAGAUGAUGUUGGUAAUGAUAAGAAAGAAAAGCAGCGACGAAUAAAGCAUCCGAGCCACCCUCAACAUGAGUUACGUUUUUCAAAGAAAACGAGGUGGUGUCCAUUCCCCUGCGAUGCAUGUGGUGUCACUCAACAGGGGGACUCCUACAUCUGCACUGGUUGCGACUACUCCAUACACGAGAGUUGCGCACUCCUCCCACCGUCUGCAGACUUCCCUCAUCAUCACCAUGCUCUUUCCCUCGCCUUUUCUCCUCCGUCUGAGUACAUCCGAUAUGAAUUUGAUUGUGGGAUGUGCAACUCAACUUUGUCGUUGAGACGUUGGGUCUAUCAUUGCCACCUUUGCAGAUAUGUCGUCCAUCUCAAAUGUGUAGCCUCCAAAUUUGAUAGUGACAAUGAAAAUGCAAAAGCAAAUGAUGAUGAGAAAGAGGUUACCAUAUUCCCAAAAGCAAAAGAAGACUUGUAUGAGGAGAUGAUCAGGCCAUUCGUUAAGCAACAAAAAGAAAAAGAACAGAUUUCCAUCCCUCAUCAUGAUAAUGACAAUCACAACAUCGGUGGCAAGUAUAGCUUCUCCAAUCAUCCUCAUCUACUAACUUUUACUACAUUUUCUUCAGCUUCAUCGUCUUCUCAUGAUCAGUACAAAAUAGAUGAAGAUGAUGAAGAUGAUCCUGACAAUAUUCCAAGAUGGGAAUUAAUAUGUGAUGGGUGCACACUGUCUAUACAAGAAAAGAAGCAAACCGAAGAUGAUGAUUACUAUGAGCAUGGUUACAUGAGUUGUGAUGAAUGCAAUUACUUUCUCCAUUUAUCCUGCUUCAACUUACCACUACACAGCCCUUCUCUUCCAAUUCAUCCUUUCAAAGAUCACAACCUAACACUUAAAAAUGCUAGAAAAUGGAUGUAUUGUUUUGUUUGUAAUAGCUAUACGAAUGGGCUCUUCUACAGGUGUACCAAUCAAUAUUGUGGGUACACAAUAGACAUCAAGUGUGCUUCUCUACCCAACACCAUAAAACACGCAGCUCAUCCGCGACACAGUUAUCUCACGCUAGUCACAAGCGAGAGUUAUUACGAUGUUGGUUUCUGUGUUAACUGUAAUGCGCAUGUAGCCAUACAAUUGGGACACUACAAAUGCAAUAGUUGUAGAUUCAGUGUGUGUGGUAAAUGUGUGAUGCUACCAGCAACAAAUAAGCAUAGAUUGGAGAAUCACUUGUUACCGUUGACAUAUGAUGCCCGUGUUAACCGUCCUGGUGAGUUCUACUGCAGCAGCUGUGAAGACCAAAUAAACCCCAAAAGCUGGAUGUAUCAUUGCCGAGACUGCGAUCAAUCCUUUGAUCCCAAAUGCUUUCCUGCUACGUCGGGUUUGUUUAGAAACAUCAAAUAUGGGACACGACAGUAUAUGAAUUCCAGUAUUCAUGACCACCCUCUUAGAUUUCAAAUCAUAACCAAGAAUAGGAGAUGUGGCCUAUGUCGUAAGGACGAGUAUGAAAUUUCAAUGUGUGUCACUGUCAUGCUUCUUUGUCAUGUGUUCUACAUGCGGUACGAGACGCAUGGGUGAUGCCAUCUGAUUGUAGAUUGUUGUGUUCAUAUUAUGUGCUAAAUGUGUUUUGUUCUUUUAUCUUUAUAUCUUUUUGAUAUAUAUUGUUUACAAAAGUUUUAAAAUUCUUGUGCAUUUACUGAUAUUCGGCCAACAAAGCUGUUAUGAAUAUAAGGCUUUCCAAAGCAAUGAGGAUGCAUGAUAAGAUCAAGUGGAGCAUACAAUACAAGAUCAAGAAGUGGAAGUUUGAAAGUUAGUUGAGACUAACGGCUACUAGCCGUUUGGAGCUCGUUUGUUAGCUGCGGUUUUUCAACCGAUUCUUGAGAGAAUUUCUUGAUUCUUUCUUUGUUGUGUAGCAAGUAUAAAUGCUUGUAAUUCUUAGU
Messenger RNA from Salvia splendens (bonfire salvia), 2298 nucleotides. RefSeq lists its product as uncharacterized. The transcript is spliced from 2 exons. Lineage: Eukaryota; Viridiplantae; Streptophyta; Magnoliopsida; Lamiales; Lamiaceae. Bases 44 to 1936 code for a protein of 630 amino acids. The record is from RefSeq and is a predicted model, not a curated record.